AUGAAAUCAUAUUUACAAGCUAUGAGCCUAUGGGAUGUUGUUGAGAGUGAUAACUCCCCUUCACCUCUUUCCCACAAUCCAACACUAGCCCAAUUAAAAAAAUACGAUGAAGAAAUCGCGAGAAAGCCAAGGGCACUUUCGAUCCUACAUGGGGCCGUGUCGGAAGAAAUUUUCACAACUAUUAUGGGUUGUGGAUCUCCAAAAGUAGCAUGGGAGAAAAUUAAAGAGGAGUUUGAAGGAAAUCACCAAACAAAAUUAAUGCAAAUUUUGAACCUUAAGAGGGAGUUUGAGAUGAUGGGAAUGAAAAGUAGUGAAGGUGUUAAGGAGUAUGGGAGUCGGUUGAUGUCCGUCGUCAACCAAAUCAAGCUACUUGGUGGAGAAUUUACUAGCCAAAGAGUGGUGGACAAAAUUCUUGUCACUCUUCCGGAAAAGUACGAAGGUAAAAUUUCUUCACUUGAAGAUACUAAAGAUUUGUCCACACUAACAUUUUCAGAAUUGAUCAAUUCACUCCAUGCGGUGGAUCAAAGGAGGAUUAUGAGAAAUGAAGAUGGUGAAAACAAGGGUGAAAAAGCUUUUCUAGCAAAGUCCCAUAAUCAAAAGUGGAAAGGAAAACCUCUCCAAUGUAACCAUUGUCAGAAGGGUGGUCAUGAGGAGAAAAAUUGUUGGCACAAGGGAAAGCCGAAAUGCUUCAAAUGUCAAAAAUUUGGGCAUUUGGCAAGGAAUUGCAGGCUUCAAAAUGUCGAGGAAGCAUCUAUGGCACAAGUGGUCGUAGAAGAAAAUCUAUUCUAG
Molecule: messenger RNA, 789 nt
Organism: Spinacia oleracea (spinach)
Lineage: Eukaryota; Viridiplantae; Streptophyta; Magnoliopsida; Caryophyllales; Amaranthaceae
Exons: 1
Coding region: 1-789 (262 amino acids)
Molecular function (GO): zinc ion binding; nucleic acid binding
Source: RefSeq, a predicted model, not a curated record